Molecule: messenger RNA, 1101 nt
Organism: Blepharisma stoltei
Lineage: Eukaryota; Ciliophora; Heterotrichea; Heterotrichida; Blepharismidae
Source: the annotation of a GenBank genome assembly
AUGCAAAAUUCUUCUGAAUUGCCUAAUAAAGCUAGCGACCACGCAGAGUUAGAAAUCGUUAAAAAUUCUAUUUCAGAGAUAAUCAAUAAGAACAGUAAGUGUUUAGAAAAACUUGAAAACGUAAAAACAGAAACCAAAGCAAGCCUGAUUAAUUUUCAAAUAAAUUUCCUUACUAACGAUCUCAACAGCAAGCUCAUAGAAACCGAAAACGCUUUAAACGUUCUUAACACCUUAAAAAAUAAGACAGCUGAGAUUUUGAGUAUACCAAUCACUCCAAUAUUAGAGACUGAUUUUAGGGCAACUUGUUCAGCAUAUCAAAGCUGUCCUAGUAUUUAUGAUCCACCGCUAAUGCAAGCUUACCAAGAUUAUCUUAAUGCUUAUCAGCAAAAGACAUCUCUUUAUAAUCUUUCAGAGUGUAAAAGCAACAAGACUUAUUUACAUAUAUAUAACACUGAAACUGAAACCAAAGAAGUUAAAAUUUUGGAGACUCCACAAUCACUAAACCAUCAAACUAGCAUAACUCAACUUCCAAAUGGCAAACUAUUCUGCUAUGGAAAGUAUCCAUGUUCUGGUAUUACAGCGAUAGUUGAUGUAAAUGGUAAGGUCGAAAUUUUGGCGUCUGGGGUUCCUUGCUCUUCCUUAUCAUGUAUCUAUUUUGACAAUAGCAUCUAUUGCUUUGGAAGAGCAAAUAAUUACUAUUGUCUAUCUAGGAGAUUUGACUUGGAUCAAAAUCGGUGAAUAAGAUUUACCUCAAUUCCAAACGUUGAACCUUAUUGCAUUAGCAUAAUAUUUAAGCGGAAUAUUUUGAUUUCUGAGUAUUUUAAUAAAAAUCUUUUGCUAUACUCAAUUGAUAUUGACUCCUUCUCAAUAAUUCCUUAUAAAUUUGCAGCACAUAAAACAAAGUUUCUGAUAAAUACAAAUAGAUUGUAUUUAAUUGAAUGCGGCAAUGGAUCAAUCUAUGAAAGUGAAAUUGAAAGUUACAUAAAUUGGCAACGAAUAGCAGAAUCAACAAUUGAUUUUAGUUCUCAACUGUAUUGUUCAUAUAAUAAAGGAGGAAUAUACAUUGGUAUGAUCUCAAAUAAUUUCAGUGCAUACUAUUAG